This is a messenger RNA of Pelodiscus sinensis (Chinese soft-shelled turtle), 1792 nucleotides long. The record is from RefSeq and is a predicted model, not a curated record. NCBI's taxonomy places the organism in Eukaryota, Metazoa, Chordata, Testudines, Trionychidae.
CCCUGAGCCUGACAGCGCAAUGGCAAAGGGCACGGUGGGCGUCUGUAGCCGGGCUGCGCCGGGACCCUUCUGUCUCCUGCUCUGACCACUGUGGCUGGGUUGCUGGCAGGUACCUCGCCAAGCUGUCCUCCGUGGGGAGCAUCUCCGAGGAGGAGACCUGCGAGAAGCUGAAAGGGUUAAUCCAGCGCCAAGUGCAGAUGUGCAAGAGGAACCUGGAGGUGAUGGACUCGGUGCGCCGGGGAGCCCAGCUGGCCAUCGAGGAGUGCCAGUACCAGUUCCGCAACCGGCGCUGGAACUGCUCCACGCUGGACACCCUGCCGGUCUUCGGCAAGGUGGUGACACAAGGGACCCGGGAAGCGGCCUUUGUGUACGCCAUCUCCUCGGCGGGCGUGGCCUUCGCCGUGACGCGGGCCUGCAGCAGUGGGGAGCUGGAGAAGUGUGGCUGCGAUCGGACUGUGCAUGGGGUCAGUCCCCAGGGUAAGUGGAGGGGCCAGUGGCCGGGGGCCUCCCUGGACAACAUCGCCUACGGCGUGGCCUUCUCACAGUCCUUCGUGGAUGUCCGGGAGAGGAGCAAAGGCGCCUCCUCCAGCCGGGCGCUCAUGAACCUCCACAAUAACGAGGCUGGCAGGAAGGCUAUCCUGAGCAACAUGCGGGUGGAGUGCAAAUGCCACGGGGUGUCGGGCUCGUGCGAGGUGAAGACCUGCUGGAAAGCGAUGCCACCCUUCCGCAAAGUGGGCAACGUGCUAAAGGAGAAAUUUGACGGGGCCACGGAGGUGGAGCAGAGAAAGGUCGGCUCCACCAAAGUGCUGGUGCCGAAAAACUCCCAGUUCAAACCACACACGGAUGAGGACCUGGUCUACCUGGACUCCAGCCCGGACUUCUGUGACCACGACCUCAAGAACGGGGUCCUGGGGACCAGCGGCCGACACUGCAACAAAACCUCCAAAGCAAUCGACGGCUGCGAGCUGAUGUGCUGCGGGAGGGGCUUCCACACGGAGGAGGUGGAGGUGGUGGAGAGGUGCAGUUGCAAGUUCCACUGGUGCUGCUUUGUCAAAUGCAAACAGUGCCACCGCGUGGUGGAAAUGCACACGUGCCGGUGAGGCUGGGCUGGUGGCUCCCAUCUGUCCCCUCUGGGGCUGAGGGCCUGUGGCCCCCGGGCCGGAGGAGAUGACCCAGCCACGGCAGGAGAGGCUGGUGGAGUGCGAGAGAAAGACACGGAGCGUUCCGGCCGCGAGGGUCGUACUCGGCCUGCUUUAUUUAUUGCCGAAGCCAGAGCCCUCCUGCAUGGCGUGUGCUGGGAGGGUCGCGCGUGCGCGCCGUGCUGCUGCCGGGCCGGGAACGGGACCUGCCUCCAGCGGACAACCCCCGAGUGGCCACCGGAGCGUUCUGAGCGGAGUGGCCGUGAAACGGACCCCGGCCCGGGCGCCAGGCACCUUUCCGCUGGCAUUUUCCAUUCAGCCCCUUCAGACUGAAAACAGACCCUGAGGGGCCAGAGCCUUUGUUCUCCCGUUGGCUUGUGCUGCCCCACGCGCCGGCAGAGGAGAGAGGGCAGAGCUGUCCUGGGACCGGGCUUCCAAUGGUGGGAAGGACCCUGCGAGCGGGAUGGUCCCAGCCCCCGGCCUUUCCCCCCUUGUUAUUAUGGGCUGGGCUCUGCCCGCAAGGGGUCAGGAGAACAGAGGCCCGGCUGCUUCAGCAGAGCCCCCUGGAGCCAGGCGCCGAGGUGACGUGGAUGUGCCUGUGUGGACGGUUCCUCGUUCAGGGCCCACCACCCCGGGGCACUGCUGGACAGCCC